AUGUUGGAGGUGGGGGGUGAGGCAGCCCCGGAGAAGGCCGACUCUCUGGCCGCUAGGCUCAGAGAGGUGCUCAGCCCGGAGGUGGUCAGGGUCGCCCGGCCGGUGAAAUGUGCCGAAGUGCGUAUCACCGGCCUCGACGACUCUGUCACCGCGGCCGAGGUCGUAGAGUCUGUGGCCAGAGAGGGGGGCUGCGCGGCCGACGCUGUAAGAUCGGGCAGGCUCACCGUCGGCCCGAGGGGAGAUGGCUCACUCUGGCUGAGCGUGCCGGUGGCGGCCGCCAAAAAGGUGACCGACGCCGGCCGCGUGAGGGUCGGCUGGACCUCGGCCAGGGUGGUGCUGCUCGCCUCGCGGCCGACGCGGUGCUUCCGCUGCCUUGAGACGGGGCACAUGGGUGCCAAGUGCCCGGGUGAGGUCGACCGCAGCAAGCUCUGCUUUCGCUGCGGGAAGCCAGAUCACCGGGCACGGGACUGUGUGGCAGACCCGAACUGCCCCGUCUGCGAGGCGGCGGCCAAACCGGCGGGCCACUUGAUCGGCGGCGACGGCUGCGCCACCGCCGGGCAGAGGCCAGCGCCCAAAGGGAGGAGUGCGCCGAAGCGAAGGCCUCGGCGCAAGGCCAAGAAGGCCGGAGCGGAGCGGAUGGACACCAGCCCAUAA
This is a messenger RNA of Papilio xuthus (Asian swallowtail), 654 nucleotides long. RefSeq names its product DNA-binding protein HEXBP-like. Lineage: Eukaryota; Metazoa; Arthropoda; Insecta; Lepidoptera; Papilionidae. The transcript has a single exon. The record is from RefSeq and is a predicted model, not a curated record. Gene Ontology annotation, molecular function: zinc ion binding; nucleic acid binding. Bases 1 to 654 code for a protein of 217 amino acids.